This is a messenger RNA of Colossoma macropomum (tambaqui), 1270 nucleotides long. It is a transcript of the gene commd6, whose product is annotated as COMM domain containing 6. Lineage: Eukaryota; Metazoa; Chordata; Actinopteri; Characiformes; Serrasalmidae. Bases 32 to 772 code for a protein of 246 amino acids. Gene Ontology annotation, molecular function: NF-kappaB binding. The transcript has 9 exons. The record is from RefSeq and is a predicted model, not a curated record.
AUCAGCCAAUCAGCGAGGGAUCCAGUGACGUAUGCGGAAACAGGAGCUACGUGAUCAGUCAGAUCAGCUCUCUGCAGUGAUGGUCGGAGUGGAGCUGUCGUCUGAUGUGGAUACAGUGGUUGAGAACAUUGGAAAACUGCCAUCAGAAGUAUUUGCAGAAACAUGUCAUGAGAUUCUGCUUCAUCUUCAAGGAAAGAGUAGUGCAGUAGAUUUGGUAGAAAACUGCCAGAGAUUUCAGAGAGCUGGAAUAAACCUUGAUUGGAAGUCAGUUCAGGAUAUUAUAAGGCUGUUAUCCUUUAAUUUUAGAUCAGCUGCGAAGAGCAAGCUCACUGCUGAUCUCCUGAUCAGUAAAUUAGGUGAGGCAAGCUGUAAAUGGUCCAAACCAGCACUACAAGUGGUGCAUCAGCUGUGGACUGAAAAUGGCUCUCUUGUACAAACACACCAAGAGGCCCAAGCCAUGGCCACCAUCGGACAGCUGGUGGAUAUACAGUGGAAGCUGGGCAUGGCUGUGAGCUCUGACACAUGUCGCUCCCUCAACUCCCCAUACAUCUCCAUCUUGAUGAAAAUUGCAAACACAUCCGGAGAAAUUUCUUAUAAGUCCUUUGAGAUGACGGUUCUUCAGUUCCAGAACUUCUUCAGACAAUUCAAGGAAAUGGCGUCUGUUUUGGAGACUGUGCCUUUCAACGUGAUCGCAAGCAUCAGAUUCAUCUGCUUGGGGAAAUGGGCUGAAGCACAACUGACGUUACAAAAUAUUCAUCUGCACAUUGUGUGAAAUCACCACCAGAGAGGUCUCCAAAUCCCUGAAUCUUACAUAUUGUAGCUUUAAACAGUAUAACCAAAUUAAAGUGUAAAUUCUGCUUUCCCAAGGGAAUCUGUAGGGGUACGGCUCACUUAUUAAUGACUUCAUAAAGUCAUGUGACAAACAAUUAAAAAAAUUUGGACAGAAGUAGUUAAAGACUUUUUGGGGGGUCUUCAUCUUGACUCAGUCUCGCUCUCAUCUGGACUUGGUCUCGGCCCCCUUUAGACUCAACAAUCUCGACUGGUCAUGGUCUUAGACUUGACUUGGACUCAAAAUGUGGCUUAAAAAAAGUAAGCUGGGUAAUGCACUGUUACAAUUUUAUAAGGACUGUGACUAAAAAACUGUAUAGAAUGUAGAUUGUUCACGUCUGAGCAAUAUCCAAUCCAAUUAAUAAGGUCAGUAUAGGUGCUGUUACUUAUCCAGUAUACUGGAUUGGUGCAUUCCCAGCAACCAUGUUGAUGAUUGGACAUC